Molecule: messenger RNA, 1467 nt
Organism: Spodoptera frugiperda (fall armyworm)
Lineage: Eukaryota; Metazoa; Arthropoda; Insecta; Lepidoptera; Noctuidae
Product: gametocyte-specific factor 1-like
Exons: 2
Coding region: 127-468 (113 amino acids)
Source: RefSeq, a predicted model, not a curated record
UAAACAAAACGUGACAGUGACAGACAGCUUGGGCGGCAUUUUUUAUUUCUUACGAAGAAAACAUUAAUAAACAAAAUAAAGUAAAAUAAGUAAUACAGUUGCAGAUAAAGUAUUAAAUUUACAACUAUGUAUCAAAACCCAGCGAAUUUGGUAAACAAUGAGAACUACGCAACAUGUCCGUACGACCCCACGCACCGGGUAGCCCGCACCAGACUGCAGCACCACAUCAUCAAAUGCCAGAAGACCCAUCCACCACUAGAAAUAUGUCCGUUCAACGCAACACACCGCUACCCACCGGAUCAAAUGAAAAACCACUAUAAAGUGUGUCCGAAUAAGUUGGAAAAGGAACAAAAUCUUAGUUUCCGAAGUAAUAAUACUACGGUUGGAGCGAAACGGAAUCCGAUACAGCUGAUGCAGAAGGAUUAUCUGCCGGAGCAGGAUCCUGAGAAUGAAUGCUGGGAUGAUUAAGGGUCUAACAUGAUAUUACUGUUGAAUUUGUUAGGAUAGGUCGUAGCUGAGGUGAGUUAUAAUCCUAGAGAGCGCCCUAGGCAAGCAUUCCACAGGCGAAGAAUAAGAAUUUAUUGUUUUAUAUAGGGCAGGGGUGGCCAAAUGUACUCGCGAUCGACCUUUUAUACAAAAUAUUUAUGUGUACACAUACUUUAGUACCAAACACGGAAGUUUUUUUUUAAUUUCUGGUCCACGAUCGGUCAAUAAUGCUCUCGAGAUCGACCGGUCGAUCGCGAUCGACCUGUUGGCCACCCCUGAUAUAGGGUAAAUGCGCCUGUGCACAUCCACCUACCAAUUCCUCUUUGUUUUACAGAUUGCCAUGAAUGUAACUGCCGUACUAAAAACAUUCAAUGAUUAUUUAUAUUCAUACUUCAAUACUUAUUCAUACUUAAACUAUUCCUUAGUAACUAUUUUGUUCCGAAAACAAUUGCUAAGGACUGGGUUAAGUAACCAUUAAAUGACUGAGUAUGGCGGUAUGAUACUUAAAACCAAAAUCUGAAUAACCCAAAAAAUAUGGCACCUUUAAAUUGCUAUAUAACGUCUUACCUAUAAACAAAGGUUACUGCUUUACUUCGAUACCGUUAUUUUUACUUUUUUUUUAGUGACUUAUUAAAUGGUGUUCUGUAAGAUGGAUGCGAACAGGCUCACUUACCCUACCUACCUAAAUACCUAAGUAUAGUGAUUUCAAUGUCGUGAUUGCCAUGUCAAAUUGACCAAAAAGAGUGCUGGUUUUUAAAACCAUUUAUUAUAAUAGUUUCCUAUUUAGUUCUUAAUCUUUUUAUAAUAGAUUUAGAUUAGUGUUUAAGUUUAAUUUUCUAAGAUUUAUUUCAUUUCCAAAUGCUUAGUUUAAUAGGACCAACAGUUCUUAUGUUAACUAAAAAAACACGGUUUACUCAAUACUCUGAUGUCUGUGUUUCCUGAUGGGUAUAACCUGGGUGUCUUCAAAGCCCGAGUGAAUAG